Prorocentrum cordatum is the source of this 2010-nucleotide messenger RNA. NCBI's taxonomy places the organism in Eukaryota, Dinophyceae, Prorocentrales, Prorocentraceae. The record is from the annotation of a GenBank genome assembly.
AUGGAGGCCAGCCACGCGGGCCUGGCCACCACCUUCAAGGACCUGGAGGGCCUCUCCGGCGACCUGGCCAGCCAGUUGCUCGCCAACGAGCUGACCAGUGACGUGGUCCUCUGCGUGCAGGGGGAGCGCAUGUGUGCCCACAGGGCGCUGCUGGCGGCUCGCUCGCCCGUCUUCCACGCCAUGUUCUUCGGCGCGAUGCGGGAGAGCACGGCCGGGGAGGUCGAGGUGAACACCUUCGCCCCCGCGACGAUGCGAUUGUUGCUACGGUUCAUCUACAGCGGCUUGCUCGAGGAUGUGAAGCUCACGGAGAUGGUCCCUCUCAUGGCCUGCGCAGACCACUAUGGCAUGGGAGCGCUCGCCAGCAGCAUUUCCGAGCACCUGCAGGACGCGAUCUCGCCUGAGACGGCAUGCGCUGUUUUGGCCUUGGCCCAGACUUACAAGCAGGAUUCCAUUGUCGACAGAUACCUCGCCUUCAUCCUCACGCACGCCCAGCAGGUGAUGAAGACGGAUGGUUCCCUCGACCUGGACGUGUCUGUCUGGGUCAAGGUGCUUGAGGCGGACGACGCCAGGAUAGACGAGAUCGACCUCUUCAAGGCGCUGGUCCGGUGGCACAGGCACUGGGUCAAGGAGUCGGAAGCCCGCGCCGUCGAGAGGCGGGGCGAGCCGGUCGAGGAGGCCGACCCCCCAGGCCUGCCCAGCGCCUCCCGGCCCGAGGGGCUCUUCGGCAGCAUCCGAUACGGGCAGAUGACGGGCAAGCAGCUCGUGGAGGAGGUGAAGCCCCUGGUGGGCAGCAUCGUGCCGCACGAGAAGUACGUGCAGGCGCUGGAGCUGAUCCCGAAGAAGAUUGCGUGCCUCGACGAGGCUUGCAAGAGGCAGUGCACGAGGAGGCGCCCCCCCAUCGGCACGACCCAGGUGAGCGACCCCUCCUUCCUGGCGGUGCACAGCACCACCAUCCAGAAGGUCGGGGGCGCAGGCUGGAACUGCACGGCGGUGGUGGAGCCGUCCACCCAGUGCACCCGCCUGUUCGUCAACCAGCUCGCGGAUCCCCAGAACGGUAUUGGGGUGGCCAUCUUCGACCCUGAGCGCAUCGCUCUCCGUGGCAGCUCCAGCGGGUUCCCGAACCCCAACCAGUGGGGGGCCGAUGGCUUGAUCGGCCUCUAUGGCACUGGGGUUUUCUUCGGCAUCCUGACGGAGCAGCCUGUCAGAUGGCACUCAGGCCUCAUGGUCGAGGUCUUGAUGGAAAGCUGCAGGGACGGCAACCUGAAGGUGACCUUCAGGACGGAAGGCUCGGAGGGCCAGCGCACGAAGGCGGAGGGCAAGAUCAUCGCGCCCCCGACGGCGAAAUUGGCCAUCUGCGAGUCGGGGACUCGUCCAUCGCCACCGUCUGAGGGAUCGAUCUUCGGGGACCCCAGCAGGCGGUGGAUGUGGGGGCAUACAGUCCAGCUCUGGGGGGGGGGGCACAUACAUCCAUAUCACCCGCGUGCCGAUGCUUCCGAAGAUCGACCCCCCAGGCGGUGGUCACGAGUAACUCCCCGCCUCGCGCCAUUGCGCUCUACUCCCCAGGGGACUCGGUGGCAGUCGAGUUCUGCUGGCCCGAGGAUGUCCCGGCCGCCGUGGAGAGCGACGCGUGCCGUCGCCCCGCGGCUCCUGUGCCCCCCCCCGCCUCGGAGGGCGACGCGAGCGUCUAGCCGCGGCGGCGCUGGCCUCGUCGGCGCCGCCCCGGGUCGCGCCCCAUCCCAGCGGCCGCGUGCAGGGGCGACGUCAGGGUGGGGGGCGCGUCGACUUGCGCGUCGAUCCCCAAUCGCCGGUUCAUCACCGACAGGGGCCCGAUGUAGCCCACCCUGCCCAGCAGCGCUCGGAUUCACUACGGCGGGGGGCCCAUCGCCCAGCUAUGGCGGCGCUGCAUCGCCGAUGCGGGCGCGAUGGUCCCCACGCCUCCCCCUGAGCCGGCCGGCCCCCUCGCCGUUGCCAUGCAGUCUGUUGCGGGGGGGCCGAGUGCCCCUGAAUUGA